GUCGUCAUACCGGACGAUCAACUACGACCGGUUUUUGGGUAGAUUUAUUUACUUAAAUAUUCUAUCUUCAUUGUUCAUUAUCAUUUCAUACAAAGCAGCAUAUUGAUCACUCUAUAACUACUUCACCCGAGUAAUGGUGAACUAAUAAAUGAGUUAUUAUCACUAGAUAAGAGACGUGAUUUUGGCAAGUUAAACUUAUAGAUAACGCUGUUUUCGUAGGUUCAAAAUGUUCAAGCUCAGUGUCAACCUCACCCGCUCAGCGUCACACUACAUAAAGCGCACAAUGUCUAGUCAGGAACAAGAUGUGCUGUUUGAAACCCUAAACAAUGCAGGAAUCAUCACUUUGAACAGGCCAAAAGCUUUGAAUUCCCUCAACACAUCCAUGGUAACAAAGUUACUACCACAGCUGCAAGAAUGGGAAAGUAAGAAGACACUGGUGAUUGUAAAAGGGGCUGGUGAUAAAGCAUUCUGCGCUGGUGGAGAUGUCAAAGCAGCCAUUGACAAAGUAGAAGGUCCAAGGUUCUUCUACACAGAGUACAAUUGCAACUACCUCAUUGGUAAAUACAAGAUCCCAUACAUAGCUAUCAUUAAUGGUAUCACUAUGGGAGGUGGUCUUGGUCUGUCUGUCCAUGGAAGGUACAGGAUAGCUACUGAGAAGACAGUUAUUGCUAUGCCUGAGACCAAGAUUGGAUUGUUCCCUGAUGUCGGAGGGUCGUACUUCCUGCCCAGGCUGCAGGUCAACUUGGGUUUAUAUUUGGGACUUACUGGUGAUAGACUAAAGGGUUGGGAUGUAGUUAAAUCAGGUAUAGCCACACACUACGUCCCAAGUAAGAGACUGUAUGAACUAGAAGUGUUACUCUCUCGGUGUACCGAUGAAGUGGAAGUUGACAACCUGCUGAACAAAUUCCAUGAGCCAUCGGAACAGUUCUCAUUAUCUGAUAAUAUCAAACAUAUCAACUACUGCUUUGCUGCUUCAACUAUUGAAGAGAUCAUUGAAAGGCUCCAGAAAGUCCAGAAUGAUUGGUCUGAGAAGACUUUGAAGACCCUCAGCCAGAUGUGCCCUGGUUCUCUAAAGAUCACGCUGCGUGCACUACAGCGCGGCGCUCAGCUGGAGCUCGGCCAGUGUCUCAAGAUGGAGUACCGCGUCGCAUGCCGCGCCACUGAGAACCACGACUUUCCCGAAGGAGUCCGCGCCCUCCUCAUAGACAAGGACAACAACCCUCAAUGGAAGCCCAAGACCCUUGCUGAAGUGACCGACGACUACGUCGAGAGCUACUUCAAGAAGCUGCCUCACGACAGAGAGCUGCAGUUUUUCGACUCCAAGCUGUAAGAUCAUCCUUUUUACGUAAGCAGUAAGGUACAGAUUCGAAAUAAGUGUUGCCGCGAUUGCUUCAUGGUGUAAGCGAAUUUAU
Spodoptera litura is the source of this 1412-nucleotide messenger RNA. It is a transcript of the gene Hibch, whose product is annotated as 3-hydroxyisobutyryl-CoA hydrolase. Gene Ontology annotation, molecular function: 3-hydroxyisobutyryl-CoA hydrolase activity. Lineage: Eukaryota; Metazoa; Arthropoda; Insecta; Lepidoptera; Noctuidae. Gene Ontology annotation, biological process: L-valine catabolic process. The record is from RefSeq and is a predicted model, not a curated record. Gene Ontology annotation, cellular component: mitochondrion.